Molecule: messenger RNA, 441 nt
Organism: Aplosporella prunicola CBS 121167
Lineage: Eukaryota; Fungi; Ascomycota; Dothideomycetes; Botryosphaeriales; Aplosporellaceae
Exons: 3
Coding region: 1-441 (146 amino acids)
Biological process (GO): transcription by RNA polymerase II; RNA polymerase II preinitiation complex assembly
Cellular component (GO): transcription factor TFIID complex
Molecular function (GO): protein heterodimerization activity
Source: RefSeq, a predicted model, not a curated record
AUGACGGAACCACGGAUGCGCAUGCGGCACAAGGGCCAGCAAUUCGAUACCAGGGACUUGGAAGCAUACCUCGUGGCUUUCGGUGAUGACUGGAAUCCACUGCCCGAAACCGUGAAGGUACUGGAUGAGAUUAUCACCGAUUUUGUCAUCGAGACUUGUCACGAAGCCGCCCUGUGCGCAUCAUAUUCUCGCCGUGCUAAGAUCAAGGUCGACGAUUUCAAGUUCAUCCUCCGCAAGGACCCGCUCAAGCUGGGCAGAGUAACUGAAAUCCUAAAUAAGGAGAAGGAGAUCCGAGAGAAACGGAAGGUAUUCAACGUCGAUGAUGAGCAAAUCGGAAAAGAAGAGACCAAGGAGGAAAAGAAAGCCAAGAGAAAAGACGACCGGAGAGACGAACAGAAGGAAGAUAGAGUCGCGAAGAAGGUGAAAAGCUCCAAGGAUUGA